AUGACGAAACAUUUCAACCCCUCCCUCACACGCACCACAUCCUACUCCUCAUCCACAUCCAGCUCGUCAUCUACAACCUCUCUCCCAAAGCACGAGGCCUUCUCUCCAUCAGUGCAUGAAACAGCACCCUGGUGGCUUGGCGAAGAAGGAUACGAGAAGUGGACUUCUCGGUGGCUUGAGGACAAUGAUGCGAAGAACUGUCUGCUUCCUGUUGGAGUGAAGACCUUCGGGCAGUUACGUGGGUUCAUGGCAAGUUUAAGAACGCAGAUUCAAGGUGGUGGGUAG
Molecule: messenger RNA, 285 nt
Organism: Cadophora gregata
Lineage: Eukaryota; Fungi; Ascomycota; Leotiomycetes; Helotiales; Ploettnerulaceae
Exons: 1
Coding region: 1-285 (94 amino acids)
Source: RefSeq, a predicted model, not a curated record